GCACCCCCACAAAGCACCAAGGCGUCGUCAUCAGCCCCGAAGCCAAUCCCUCCCUUCAUUCUUCCAUCUCAACAGUCGACAGGAAGGUUAUCCAACUUCUUCCUACACAUAGAUCACGGACUCAUGAACACUUAAAACCACCAUAUAUCCAUCCGCGAAUACAGACGUACGCCAGAAUGUAUCUACGCUCUUUCAUCGCCGGCGUUGGCUUGGUGGCCACCACCACCAACGCCCUACUCCUCCCGCUCGACUUCCCCAUCGCUGAUGACACAGUUACCACCCUCCCUGUGCCCAUCGAAAACGAUGUUGACGUCGCCGUUUCGAAGAUGCCCGUUACCCAGACUCUGAACCUAGAAUGCCCUGGAUGCAUGAUUAGCCACAGGCACGCCAAGGAGAUCCCAAGUCACCUGAAGCUGGACUUCAGUAUCGAGUCAAAUGAUGGCGCCGACCGUCUGACUCUCAAUGGUUAUGAGCUGUACCCAAACCCAGACCUCCUGCACAAUGUCCUCUCGGCACCUGUUAUCCCCGACAUGGCUUCCCGACACGUCGGCGAUAAACCUCGUACUCGAGGUGGACUAAACCGACCGCAGAAGAACCAGCGCCUCGGCUUCGCUAUGGAAACUGAGGCAGUGGCCACCGACGACGACGAGGAUCUGCAACUCAUCAAGGUCGACGUCCAGAUCAUUGAAGUAGGCGAUGCCUUCAUCGAGAGCAUCCCCAACAUCCAAGUAAAGCUGGUCAAGACUCCUUCCGGCAAGCUUGCCAUCGGCAAUAUCGAGACCAUCGAGUCCCAAGGAACCGACUCCGCGGCCGGCAAAAAACAAUGCUCUUCCAUGGUAUGCAGAUGGAAGGCUGCAUUCUUCGACAAGCUUCGUGGACUAUUCUACUCGAAAGGCUGCAGUGGCUACCGAGUUUCAGCACCGUCUCAUGCUCAAGACCACCAACCCCACCCUCACCACAUGGGUCACAAGCACUCUUGGGGCCGUGGCCUCAGAUUCUUCGUGACAGCUAUUCUGCUCCCCAUCCUGAUUGGUAUUGUCGCUGGUAUUUCAGCUAGCCUUAUCGGCAUGAUGGUUGGUACCUUCAUCGUCUUCCUCUGGCGCCUAUUCUUCCGCCGCUCGUCUGCUCGCAGCUCUCACAGAUGCCGAUACGCUCACAAGGCAUCUCGACAUGAGCCUGCUGCCGCUGAAGAGAAGUCUGGCUUGUUGAACGAGGAGGCAAAUGUUGAAGCUCCUCCCGCUUACGUGGAUACCAAUGACGUUGUUGAGGAUAAGAAGGCUGAGAACGAAGCCUAAGGGCCUCAAAUACAAUGGCAAGAAUAAACCAUGCGCUAUGCCUCAUAUUUUUGCGCUGGCUUCUCACAUGUAACACUAUGCAGUCGAGAUUGACCUUCAGUACAAGGUUCAGUUGGAAGGUUAGUUCAGGCAGGCGUUAUUGACGAUGGACUAUCAUCUUGGAAUUGAGUGUACACUCCUUUGUAUCUCCUAUUGUGCUUUUAGAUUUCAUAGCUUAGGGAAUUAAUCCACACUCGCUUCUUGCAAGUUAAAA
Xylaria bambusicola is the source of this 1548-nucleotide messenger RNA. RefSeq lists its product as uncharacterized. Lineage: Eukaryota; Fungi; Ascomycota; Sordariomycetes; Xylariales; Xylariaceae. The record is from RefSeq and is a predicted model, not a curated record. Bases 177 to 1295 code for a protein of 372 amino acids. The transcript is spliced from 2 exons.